AUGAUGAUGAAGAAGCUUGGUCUUCUCCUGCUCGGCCUCACUGCGGUGUCUGCUGCUGCAGGACCAGGCAGCUGUGUGGGUCGUUGCGGCGAGGCUUUCACCAGAGGUCAGAGGUGUACCUGUGACCUCAGCUGCCUGCAGCACAACGAGUGCUGCCCGGACUAUCACACUACCUGCACCUCAGCUCAGUCCUGUCAGGGUCGCUGUGGUGAGGCGUUCAGGAGAGGUCUGCAGUGUGAGUGUGAUCCUCACUGUGUUCUCUUCCACACCUGUUGCCAUGACUACCGGCUCCACUGUGAUGCCAGUGGGACUGUCCCACAGCAGGGAAGCUCCCAGUCUCAGAGAGCCACAGCCUCAAGAAAUUCGAGAAAUUUGAAACCGGAGAGGAGCCAGAAGACGUCCAACAGUGAGAGUGAGGAAUGGUUCACAGGAGGGAGGAACAUCCCUGUGCCUCCCUCUUUCAGUGGGGCUCAUCAGCAGUCCUUCCCCAAUAACGGUGCUCCAGAUGUGGGCAGCAGAGCCCCUUCGACCAACGGCGGUAAACUGAACGUGCACCUGGUGAUGCUCCCCGAUAGGGUCGGUCCAUCUGGGCCAAGCCAAGAACUCCUUGCUGACGUCGACCUGUGCAGCGAUGCCCCCAUCAAUGGACUGACGGCUCUCAGCAACAGAACCAUCCUGAUAUUUAAAGGUGAGUUAUUCUGGUCAGUUGACCCCAUCAGUCACUUAGUUGGUCCUCCACAGAACAUCACACAGACUCUUGGCGUCCCCUCACCCAUUGAUACCAUCUUCACACGACUCGGCUGCAAUGGAUACACCUACAUUAUAAAGGGGGACCAGUACUGGCGUCUGGAUAGGAACAUGGUGAUGGAGCCUGGAUACCCGAAACCUCUGUCCUACGAGUUUCCAGGUGUGACAGGAAGCAUCAGAGCUGUGCUGGCUGUGCCGGCCACCAGGACCAGACCAGAGACGGUGUUCUUCUUUAAGAAGGGAGACAUAAUGCAGAGGUUCAUCUUCCCACCAGGCAGCGCUCCGUCCUGCACAGAGAAUCCAAGAAGUCCCCCGAAGAGACACUUAGCUGGUCAGGCAGAAGCUCUGAGUGGAGAAAUCAAUAUCAGAGUUUCUCUUCAAGGCUUCCCCACCCCGAUCACCUCUGCUCUGUCCAUGGCCAGUCCU
Nematolebias whitei (Rio pearlfish) is the source of this 1173-nucleotide messenger RNA. RefSeq names its product proteoglycan 4a (gene prg4a). NCBI's taxonomy places the organism in Eukaryota, Metazoa, Chordata, Actinopteri, Cyprinodontiformes, Rivulidae. The record is from RefSeq and is a predicted model, not a curated record. The annotation marks the transcript as partial. The transcript has 11 exons.